Messenger RNA from Schistosoma guineensis, 2771 nucleotides. Lineage: Eukaryota; Metazoa; Platyhelminthes; Trematoda; Strigeidida; Schistosomatidae. The record is from the annotation of a GenBank genome assembly.
AAAUGCCUUUGUUUAAGUAAUCAUAGCAUUGCUGUUUUUCAGGAUUGAAAAAUGAAUUUAUUAGUAUUCAGUAUACUAAUAACUUAUAUACUGGAUAGCGUUUAUAGUGCACACAAUGGAUAUACUAAUGGAAUUGACACAACUACCAGUCAUCAUGGUGGAGGUGAAAGUCAGGAAAGUUCUGUAGAUGUUUAUGAUAAAUAUUCCAAUGGUAAAAUAUACAGUAAUGAGUACACGAGCGAUGAUUCCAGCAAGUACACUGACGGUAAAAUCUAUGAUAAAUAUGGUCAUGAAAAGGGAGACGAUAAACAUGCUUAUGGCAAAAACCAUGGAAAAAGUUACGAUAAAUAUGCUUAUGACAAGUACGGGUAUGGUAAAUAUGGAUAUGAAAAAUAUAGUUACGACAAAUAUAGUUAUGGGAAAUACGGAUAUGACAAGUAUGGUUAUGAUAAAUAUAGUUAUGAAAAGGGUUACGACAAGCAUGGAUAUGACAAAUAUGGUAAGGAUAAAUAUGGUUAUGAGAAAGGUUACGACAAAUAUGUCUCUGAUAAAUAUGGUUAUGGGAAAAGCUACGACAAGUAUGGCUCCGACAAAACUAGUUACGAGAAGGUUUACGACAAGCAUGGCUCUGAUAAGUAUGGUUACGAGAAGGGUUACGACAAGUAUGGCUCUGACGAAAAUAGUUAUGAGAAGGGUUACGACAAAUAUGGCUAUGACAAGUAUGGCUCUGACAAAUAUGGUUAUGAGGUCUACGACAAGUAUGGCUCCGACAAAAAUAGUUAUGAGAAGGGUUACGACAAAUAUGGUUACGAGAAGGUUUACGACAAGCAUGGCUCUGACAAAUAUGGUUACGAGAAGGGUUACGACAAAUAUGGCUAUGACAAGUAUGGAUCUGACAAAUAUGGUUACGAGAAGGGUUACGACAAAUAUGGCUCUGACAAGAAUAAUUAUGAGAAGGGUUACGACAAAUAUGGUUACGAGAAGAUUUACGACAAGCAUGGUUCUGAUAAAUACGGUUACGAGAAGGGUUACGACAAAUAUGGCUACGACAAAAAUAGUUAUGAGAAGGGUUACGACAAAUAUGGUUACGAGAAGGUUUACGACAAGUAUGGCUCUGACAAAUAUGGUUACGAGAAGGGUUACGACAAAUAUGGCUACGACAAGUAUGGCUCUGACAAAUAUGGUUACGAGAAGGGUUACGACAAGUAUGGCUCUGACAAAUAUGGUUACGAGAAGGUUUACGACAAGUAUGGCUCUGAUAAAUAUGGUUACGAGAAGGGUUACGACAAGUAUGGCUCUGACAAAUAUGGUUACGAGAAGGGUUACGACAAGUAUGGCUCUGAUAAAUAUGGUUAUGAGAAGGGUUACGACAAGUAUGGCUCUGACAAAUAUGGUUACGAGAAGUAUGGCCAUGAGAAACAUGGUAACGACAAAUACGGUUACGACAAGUACGGGUAUGACAAGUAUGGUUAUGGAAAAGAUUAUGAGAAAUACGGUUACACCAAAGAAUAUGGUAAGCAUUAUAAGGAUUACUAUAAGAAAUAUGAAAAAUAUGAUUAUGGUAAUAAAUAUGAAUACAGUGAUAGUAAAGAUCAUGAUAAGCAUGAUCAUGAUGAACAUGACCAUCAUGACGACCACGACCUCCACCAUCAUCAUCAUGGGCAUGACCACCAUCAUCAUGGACAUGAUCACAAACAUGGCAAAGGAUACUAACUACAGUGGAUAGCUUCUUCCUAAGAUAUAUAAAAGCUAAAAUUAAUAGUCGCAGUAAAGUGUCUUUCUCAUUGCUUUUUCAAUAGUCAGUUGGUGAAUCAUAUAGACAGUGGAAAAAAGCCACUUCUAGUGUGAUAUUAAAAAAACUAGUUUUCAUUUCCGCUAAAAUAAUAAAAAUUACUAAAAUUCCAACGAUUGUAGACGUUAAUUUUAUUUGUUAAUCUAUAUUGUAUUAAGCAUAUGAAGAGAAAAAAUUUAACUAAUGGAUAAAAAUUUAUAAGAUCACAGUGCUGACGGAUUAAAAAUUGAUAUUACUGUUACACGAGUAGCAUCGGAAUGGUAAUUACGUUUAUUAUAGAGGGAUUAUAGAUAGAUAUCAUACAUGUAGUUUAAUUUGGAGAGUUAUGCGAUUGGCAUCUUUUUUAUUUAGAUUAACUUGUUGAGUUAAUCUAAAAUGUUUUUAAAAUAAAAUAUAUGCGCGUAUAUGUUUCAAACCAAAAACUUUUUGAUAGAUUUACAACGUAAAUUACGUGUGCUCAGAUAUUUGAGUAUCCAAUUAUGAGGUCGGGAACUGAUUGAACUUUGACGACUUUUGGGAGCCUGGGAUGCUACUUCACUCUGGUAUUAGAACCCUCGCCAAUGCCCAUCCACGACCCCGCAUCUUGGAGUUGAACCCUAAAUCUUCAGCCUCAUAAACUAAAGCCUAAAUCAUAGACAUUUCAGCCGGCAUUCAACAGUGUCAAUGUCUAGCUUCAAUCAACUCACCGUACUGCACAACUCCUACCUGUUACCUGCAAUGGAUGGCUGUGAAAAUUUUACAAAUUCCCCAUACUAUACAUUUCUUAGGUAAUAUAUUUGAGAGUUCGAGCCCUAGCGCAUACCGUUGGGGAGCUCCACACUAGGAUGAAAUCGGUUCCUGGUUUUCAACAGUCGUUUAGCUAAUAUCAGUUUGAGGUGUAAGACUACGGAUCGGGAUAUACAUGAUUUGACCCAAGAUUUUACUGAAUUGGUGGUGUAAUUUCCACUCAUAAUCCUCAUACAUAUAGUUUUACCAUAGU